AUGUUUCUCGCUCGGCGGUCAGUGCCUUUGCUUCGUCAGGGGCUGCGACACCAGCAGCCUCGUCGGUUUGACUCUCACGCAGCUCACGCUGAGCAUGCCCACCACGGUCCAGUGAACGAAAGCUUCGGGCGGAGCUUCUAUGUGACGAUCGGUACCUUUGCCUCUGCGUACAUUCUUUACCGCAUCUCCAAGUCCAACCAGGAGUCUGGCUCGCAAUCGUGGAUCUCCAGUCUCAUCGAGAAAUGGACUCCCUCGGAGCAGGUCUUUGAGCAGCGUAAUGCCAUCCACACCGUCGCCAUGGAGAAGGCGGCUCACGAUCGUCAUCUGUUCGGAUCCCAGGGUCCUAGUACUCACCUCGAGUUGCGAUCUGCCGAGAUUUUCAACAGCGGAUCUAUCAUCAACGUCUCUCCUGGCUCGGCUGCCGACCUCAGCGCCGUGGCCGCCCACUAUCAGCGCGAGAACCAGAAAUUAGAGGAGGCGCGUGUUGGGCGUAUGCAGGACGGCAAGGUUGUUUCUCUCUAUGACUAG
Molecule: messenger RNA, 528 nt
Organism: Penicilliopsis zonata CBS 506.65
Lineage: Eukaryota; Fungi; Ascomycota; Eurotiomycetes; Eurotiales; Aspergillaceae
Exons: 3
Coding region: 1-528 (175 amino acids)
Cellular component (GO): mitochondrion
Source: RefSeq, a predicted model, not a curated record